UGACCAGGACAAGGCAAUGGAAACAGCAAUAAAAGAUGUCUUCCCAAACACAGUGCAUAGGUGCUGCAAAUGGCACGUCCAGCGAAAAGCAAGGGAAAAGUUGGGUAGGAUCCUGAGCAUGGAUGAAAAUUUUGAGCAGGUUUUCUAUGGGGUUAUCAAUGAUUCGGAGACGGUGGAUGAGUUCGAGGAGAAUUGGCAGCAUAUGCUGCAUUGCUUUGAAUUGGUUGACAACAGACAUCUAAGCAACAUGUGGCGUAAGCGAGAGACAUGGGCUCCAGCAUACUUCCGAAAGAACUUCUUCCCAUUUACAAGCACUACAGGGUAGUCUGAGGGUCUCAACUCCUACUUCAAGACAUUUGUCAACCCUCAAGACUCUGUCUGGAGAUUUGUACAACAAUAUGAGGUGCUUCAAGAAACAAUGUUGGACCGUGAAGAUAAUCAAUAUUUCAUAGGCCACGCAACAACUGCACCACUUUACUCAAGGUACAACUUUGAGCGCCAAGCAGUUCACUUCUAUACCCGAAGCGUGUUUCUCAAGUUUCAAAAAGAGGUCAUGGCAUCAACAGGCUUCAUCAUGAACCUGGCCCCUGCUCUUGACAAUGCAAGCGUGAGGUUUGAGCUGCACUCAAAUUACUUUGAGAACCCCCGAAUAUUUUCAGUGAAUGUUGUGUUGGCAGAGGAGAAGUUUGAAUGCAGCUGCAACUGUUUUGAGAUGAAUGGGAUUAUUUGUGCACACAUCAUAAGGGUAAUGGUGCAUCUCAAUGUCCAAAAAAUUCCACAAAGAUACAUGCUAGAGAGGUGGUCAGAAGCUGCGACAACGGCAAUGAGCGGUGGUGGAUGUCUCCUAGAUUUUGGGCACCCUGCAACCAACACUCUCAAGUACAACGCCUUGUGCAGAAAGUAUACAUGGUUGGCUUCACAAGCUUGCAGCAACGAUCUUGCCUACAAAAUAAUGAAUGAUGCAGCUCACCAACUUGAGCCCCUCAUAGCUGCAGCAAAGCAAGGGGCACUCCCAGAACAACAGGAAGCAAAUCAGCCGCAAGCAAUGCAACAACAACAAACCCCCGAGCCAACCACUGUGCCGCAACCUGAUGGCGAUGCCAUGCUUCAGAACCCCGCACGUGUUCCAAAAAAAGGGCGUCCGACUGAAAAAUCAAAGAGGAGAAAGACUCUGCUUGAGCAACGAGAAGAUGCACAUAAGAAUAAAGCUAAGAAAGAUGAAAAGAAGCAAACCAAGCCCAGAGGAAAACCUGGACCAAAGAAGAAAGCGCCUCCUUGUUCGUACUGCAACGAAGAAGGUCACGGUGUCCAAACAUGCCAGUACUUGAAGGCUGCAAUGGGGGUCAAAAAAUGUCCCUACUGUGAAGAGCAAGGUCAUGCUGUGCAAGAAUGUCCCUACCUAAAAGCUGCAAUGAAGACAGAUGCUAGCAUGGCUAGAGCAACAGAGCUUAGGCUGUGAUCAACUUCGACCAGAAAAAGAAAAAGAAAACUCUCUUGCUACUACACAUUUGUAAUAUUGGUUACAUAGAUUAGUUUAUUGACAAAGAGAAUGGUGCAAUUUACAUUAGAGGACAAAAAGUAGUUAUUUCAUCAUGCAUUGAGUUGUGCCUGAUAUAAUGUUCUUCUUUUUCUGAAAUUACAAUUCCCCUUGUUGCUUAUGAUAUUGUUGCUGGCUCAUUGUACUUCCACCAUUGUAGCUUUUAUUUUGAAAGGUUUCCUUGGGACAACAAUGCAUGAUGUUGUUGCUGGCUACUUAAACAUACAAGUACAUUGAAGCAUCCUGUUUUAAAAACUUUUCCAUAAAAAACACACUGGAGAAACUGCAGCAAAAACUUUUGACAUGCCCGUUGCCACAUAGAAAGGAUAUUGCAUUACAUUUCCUUUUGUUUUAGUGAGAUUGAAAAGUUAUGAAGAUGAAGAGAAACAACAGCCCGACAAUCGCCCCAACCCCACCCUAUUGUUGCGAUUAUUCAACUUCACACACGAUUACAUGUGUGAGUACAGUGUAUUGACUUUCAUUGAUGAUGUCGAACUUCACUGUAAUUACUAAAUCCAUAUAAAAAAGGUGUAUAUUCACUGUAAUUACUAAUUCCAUAUGAGUAAUAGAGAUACUAGCAGAUA
This is a messenger RNA of Aegilops tauschii subsp. strangulata, 2121 nucleotides long. NCBI's taxonomy places the organism in Eukaryota, Viridiplantae, Streptophyta, Magnoliopsida, Poales, Poaceae. The record is from RefSeq and is a predicted model, not a curated record.